GUUGCGAUAAGCCCAUACGAAGCUCAUUUACACAUUUCAGAAAACAUCUAUUAUGUUUUUGUGCACUCUUGGUACGUCAGAACAAAGUUAUCAUUUGACAACAAAUUAAAAUAUACUGGAGAACAGAAUUGAAAACAUUGACAUUGACUAAACUUAAGGAUAAGAUGGUAAAUAAUGAUUGUGCUGGAGAUCCGAAACAAAGAAUUCUAAUGUCGCUUUAAGCGUCCUUAGUUAUUACGUUAUUUCGUUGCUAGACAAUGGAAAAGAUGCAGGUAAAAAUGCGGUUUAGAAUUGAAGAACAAGAAGUCAUAAUGUGUCUUUUAUCUCAGUCAUCAUCGGCAAGUUCUGGCGGAUCACGGACACAGCACAAGCUAACAGAGAGCACGCUACUCGCAUUACCCCACGAUAGAAAAGCAUGCAAACCGACGAGCGAUCACCUGCACUGAAAGCAGACACCGACAACAUAUUCCCUUGCCCAUGCAGUGCCUGUGUUUCAAGGAAAGAUUUUAGCAGUGAGGCAGCUCUACUGGCGCAUCCCAGAGAGACAAUGUCGAGGCAUCACCGAUUAAUAGGCUUUGCUGGUCCACCGAUUCCUAUGUUACCUUAUUCUCAAAUCCCGAGUUCUCCAGCCCGCCUUUUGAUGCCGUAUGGAUUACACAGAGCGCCAUAUCAAAGAGCCUUGUUUGCCUCAGACACCCGUUACAGAUCGGGAGGUGUGCAAGAAAUUCCCAAACAAGAAGCCUUUCGAGAAAGCCAUCUCAUUCAGACUGAAUCCUUAACGCCAAAUCACGAUGCUUCUCGGAGAUACUGGGAUCGACCUAACCAUAUAGGUCCGCACGAGAAAUCACGCCGAAUGCGCACCGUGUUCUCUCCACAACAGCUCGACAGAUUGGAAAGACAUUUCAAGAAUCAGCAGUACGUUGGAAGUGCCCAGCGGAUUUACAUCGCAUCGCAACUCGGUCUUUCGGAAACCCAAGUCAAAGUUUGGUUUCAAAAUCGGCGAAUAAGGUGGAGGAAGGCAGCGCUUAGUGGCCCAAAAGAAACUUCCACAGAAGAUCAAGAGUCCUAAAUGCAAUUUGAAAUCUUUAACCAGCUCAAUAUUGCUUACGUGUGCACUGGAGGCUUUAAAUUUUGUGAGAGGAACUCUUAACCCUUUCCUACUAUACCAUUAUCAACACACUGUAAUUUUUCGAAUGAGCGCCUUGGUGAUUUUUCAAAAUUUUGGCUAAAAGAAUGGGCGGUAAUUGGAAAGUGGGCGCUUAAUCGAGGGGUGGCGCUUAUCAUUCUCCUAUACUGAUUCCGCCGAGUUGAAGCAUAAAGAGUGGCAUUUCAAAUAGGGUCUCGCAUGGUUAAAAUAUUAGGGACCUUAAGCAGUCAGGACGGCAACGCCAAGGAAGAUUUCGAUUAAAAAAUGAAUUUCUACUC
Messenger RNA from Stylophora pistillata, 1425 nucleotides. Its product is annotated as homeobox protein DLL homolog. Gene Ontology annotation, molecular function: RNA polymerase II cis-regulatory region sequence-specific DNA binding; DNA-binding transcription factor activity, RNA polymerase II-specific. The record is from RefSeq and is a predicted model, not a curated record. Gene Ontology annotation, biological process: central nervous system development; neuron differentiation; regulation of transcription by RNA polymerase II. Lineage: Eukaryota; Metazoa; Cnidaria; Anthozoa; Scleractinia; Pocilloporidae. Gene Ontology annotation, cellular component: nucleus.